AUAAAUGUUUUGUUUUUCACAGUUUUACAAUAAUUUAUUGUAUAUAUAUAUAUAUAGAUCCUCUGUUCAUUAUUACUUGGUUAACAAUCAAUAAACUAUUGGCUUUUAUUAAAUAUAUAAAGAACUGAAAAUGGAAGAAAAGCCCGAUCCAGCUAUUGAAUUGGAAAGUGAAGUUAUUUUAAGGGUUCCAACGGAAGCUGCUGAUACUUUAAGAGAAUUAAUUAGAAAAGAUACUAAAGAACAAAUAAGUAUAAAAUUGGAGAAUGAUAUUCGAAGAGGUGAAGUUAUCAUUGGCAAUCAUCAUUUAUAUGCAAAGGUUUUUGAUUUGCCUACUAUCAUCGAAGGACAAAAAACAAUUGAUAACAAGACUGUCUAUAAAACAGCAGAUAUCUGUCAGAUGAUUUUAUGUAAAGAAGAUAAAGAAUUUUUACAGUCUGAUGAAGAAGACAAAACCAAAGUAUUAAAAAAAAAAGAACCUAAUAAAGUUGAUAAAAAAUAUUUGUGGCCACAUGGUAUUACUCCCCCUUUAAAAAAUGUACGGAAAAGAAGAUUCCGUAAAACACUUAGGAAGAAGUAUGUUGAAGCUCCAGAAAUUGAAAAAGAGGUUAAAUAUCUUUUAAAAAGUGAUAGUGAAGCUUCAAGUGUCAAAUGGGAAGUAGUUUCUGAAACAGAGGUUCAAAAUAAUAGAAAAGUAAAAGAAGAGCCAUUUAUGCAAGGUGAAAUGCAUAAUGACAUAAAGCAAGACAUUGCUGAAAGAGACAUAUUUGGUGAGGCUCUUAGUGAUUCAGACGAAGAAGCUGGUAAUAUAAAUAUAAUGGAUAUGGAUGAAGAUAUGAGUCGUUUAAGUGCUGAUGAUAGUCGUUUAUCUGAUACUAAUUCUUUGAUGGAAGAAAAACCUUCAAUAUCUGGAUCCCAAAAGCUUGUAACAGAAUUUAGUAAAGAAAUGUUUAUAUCUAAUGAUAAUUCCCAAUUGGAUAUAAAAAAAGAACAUGGUAUGGACUCCACUUUUGAUGAAAGUAUUGGUUAUAGAGAUGAUUUAGGUGAAGAUCUUAAAUCUGAAUUAGAACUUAGUGAUGAUAGUAAACUUGGUGAUAUGCCAGUUUUAUCAACAUUGAUUCCUUUAGAAGCUGGGAAUGUAUCUGCUGAUGACAUUAAACAUAAAAUUGAUCAGUUAAGGCAAGAAAUUGAAGAACUUAAAGAACGUAAAAAACAACAAGAUAUGGAAAUUGCUAAUAUUGAAAAUAUUAAUUUAAGAGAGCGUUUUAUAAAUAUAUCUAAUAAUUUACUUAGUGAACAACUAGACAAAGAACAACAGAUUCAAGAACUUCAGUCAUUCCUCUAGUUCAUUCUGGUUAUUCGUAAUAAAAUUGAAAGUUAUGUUUUAAGUAAUGUUUAUAUAAUUAUAUUAAAUUAGCCUUAACAUAUAUUUUUUUUCU
Molecule: messenger RNA, 1436 nt
Organism: Sipha flava (yellow sugarcane aphid)
Lineage: Eukaryota; Metazoa; Arthropoda; Insecta; Hemiptera; Aphididae
Gene: Taf7
Product: transcription initiation factor TFIID subunit 7
Exons: 9
Coding region: 131-1342 (403 amino acids)
Biological process (GO): RNA polymerase II preinitiation complex assembly; transcription initiation at RNA polymerase II promoter
Cellular component (GO): transcription factor TFIID complex
Molecular function (GO): RNA polymerase II general transcription initiation factor activity
Source: RefSeq, a predicted model, not a curated record